This is a messenger RNA of Striga hermonthica, 1110 nucleotides long. The record is from the annotation of a GenBank genome assembly. Lineage: Eukaryota; Viridiplantae; Streptophyta; Magnoliopsida; Lamiales; Orobanchaceae.
AUGGCGACGCUUAAUCCGUUUGAUUUGCUGGGCGAUAACGAUACGGAUGAUCUGUCGCUGCUGAUUGCUGCUCAGCCUGAGAAGGCCGAGCCGAAGAAAACCUCGGGUUCGUCGGGUAAACCGGCGGCGGCAGCAAAGGGUCCACAAUUGCAGAACAAGGCGGCUGCAGCGCCCAGGCUUCCCUCCAAGCCUCCACCGCCAGCUCAGGCUGUAAGAGAGGCAAAAUCAGAAUCGGCACGAGGUGGUGGCCGUGGCUACGGGCGUGGUCGUGGUGGCGGCAGUGGAUCUUACAGAGACUCUGCCUCCAAUGAGAAUUCGUAUGGCAAUAGGGAAAUAUCUGUUGGUCAGGGUGGCCCAGAUGUGUUUGAUUCUGGAAAACCAUAUGAAAGGCGUGGUGGCUAUGGUGGGCCCCGUGGGCCCUUACGUGGUGGCCGCCAGGGUGGUUUCAGCAAUGGAGAUGGAGAAUUCCGUGAUUAUGCUCGCAGGCCAUAUGAGAGGCGUAGUGGAACUGGGCGUGGAAAUGAAAUCAAACGCGAGGGAGCUGGCCGAGGUAACUGGGGAACACAGACUGAUGAACUCACACAAGUGACCGAGGAAGUUGUCAAUGAAGGUGAGAAGACAGUGGAUGUGGAGAAGCCCUCGGGAGAGGUUUCUGUUGCAGCUGAUGGAGACAAGGAAGCUGCUGCAAAUGAAGUUGAAGAGAAGGAACCUGAGGAUAAGGAGAUGACAUUGGAAGAGUAUGAGAAGCUUCUGGAGGAGAAAAGGAAGGCCUUAGUGGCCCUUAAAACUGAGGAGAGGAAGGUUGACACAAAAGAGUUUGAAUCCAUGCAACCACUUUCAAACAAGAAAGCUAAUGAUGAUAUAUUCGUCAAACUGGGCUCUGAAAAGGAUAAGAAAAAGGAGUUAGCUGAGAAAGAAGAGAGAGCCAAAAAGUCUGUUAGCAUCAACGAGUUCUUGAAGCCUGCUGAGGGUGAAAGGUACUAUAGUCCCGGUGGUCGUGGCCGAGGCCGUGGGCGUGGCUCAAGAGGUGGCUACAGUGGAGGCAACAGUUCUAGAGCAAUACCGGCUAUUGAAGAUCCCGGCCAGUUUCCUUCUUUAGGCGGCAAAUGA